Messenger RNA from Amoebophrya sp. A120, 9917 nucleotides. Lineage: Eukaryota; Dinophyceae; Syndiniales; Amoebophryaceae. The record is from the annotation of a GenBank genome assembly.
AUGCGCUACGGUCCGUGUCGCAGACUGAUAUGGACGCAUUUGAUGUGCCACUUCAAUCUAAAGCUGCCUUAGGUCUUUUAGGUACAGAAGGUGCGCGUGUGUCUUUGUGUCGUGCAUCAGCACUAAGUACUUGCAAUACUAAUACUUUGCCUUGAGGUUCGCGUCUGCCCGUGAAGACAGGAUGUGGUCGCGCUCGUUGCGGAUGCUUCCGAUCGCACUGCUGCUGCAGGGCACUUCGACGGCAGCCACUGGCAGCUGCACCGCUAGCGAGACCAUUCAGAGUGAAGUCGGCGGCUACGUGAACCAAGUCAUGGCCGAGAUGGUGCAGCGCGGGGCGAUGUCCGUCGAUGCUGCGAUAUCUAUGGCGGGGAAAGUGAAGAAUGAUACUCGUGACGGGUUGCUGACGACGCCGCAGACCGCGAUGCCGUCGCCGCUUCCGUACAAAGAUGUGGCGUUUACCGCGGCCGACGUUUUGCAGGAACUAAAUACCCACUACCAGCCGUCGGACUGGCGCUGUACAAAGCAGGCCAGUCUGUUCGCUUCUGGGGCGCGCCUGGUGGUUCCGCAGCUGGUCCUGGAGGAUUACCUCGGCUCCCAGCUACUUCCUUCUGCGGAUUUCAGCUAUUUGCGUGAGCCGGAAAUGUGGACGCGCACCGUGGUGGCCGAGUGCAUGAUCCGGGAGGUUUUUUCGGCCGACACGAUUGCCGAAGCGAAGCAAAACGCCCUGUACCUCAACUCCGAGCUGUUGACAAUGACGCGCGAGCAGUGGCUAGUGUGGGAAGCAGUGUCGGCCAGUACGCCCUUCGACGCGUCCGCUCUCACUGAAGAUCUGUUUGAACACAAAAUCCGCAUGUAUCAAGCCAAGUACGGACCGGCGUUCGAGCAAAUGACUUACAAGAGCGCCAUCAUCACUGUGGCCUUUCGGCAAGCACAUGCCCGCAGCAUCGGGCUCGAUACCAGUACGGACUCGGAGAUGCUGUACCAAAACGUGAAGUGGGCGAGUGACGUGAUGGCAACCUACGGUGGAAAUGCGCCCGCGCACCUGCGCAACAUCCAAGUCGGCAGAUUGGUGGAGACGCUUUCGCGUGCGUCGGCUUUCACCGCCUCCGCGGACCGGCGCAGUGUAUCCCUGUACAAUCAAGCAAACGGAAUUUCAUCCUUGAAGGGGUACGAAACUUACUACGCGGCCUUGAAUUCCUUCUUUAUCGUCAAGUUCGCCGACUUUCUCUUCAAAACCGUGUUUGCAGCCUCCUGUCCCCACUACCAAGACUGGAUCUCCACUAAAUAUCACUAUGCAUUGCAAAUAUCGGCUCUGGUCUGGAAACAUGCAAGUUUGCGAUGAUCGUUCUGUGUGGCUGGACAGGAAAAAUAAAAAAAGGCAUGUUUUAUGACAGGAGGUAAAUUGGUUAGACCCAUUUGUUUCUUGCCGCGCUGCAGCAGAGAGGGGAUCAUUUGUCAUGCCGUGACUACAGAUUCACUUUUUUUUUUAUGCUUUAUUGCCUUUGAUUUUGAUAGCCGAAAAAGACGAACAACGACGACAAGGCAUUGAAUCUCCGAUGUCAUGCGGAGUAAAAAUAAUGAAUUGCAGCGGUCUUGGAGGACGUGUGAUGCUGUGCCAUCAUGCAAUUGAGACUUCUUUGGGCAUGCUGGAGUACUACAGGCAAGGCUAGCAUGAAUAGCGUCUGCAUCGUUCCAGACCCGGAGAUGUUAUCCUUGCAAUGCAUACCUUCAUUACAAACUUGAUUGCGCCGCUGAUCAAGAAAGGGUCUGGAGUGGAAAACUACAUGUGGUUCCGUGCCAUGGCGUUGGAGGCGCGCGAUUUGUGGGGAGACUACACAGCCUGCGGAGAUAAACCGUCGAAGCCCCUCAUCCCGAAAAUCGAGCAGCUCAUCAACCAGGGGCAGGUCGUUUCUGCCACAACUUCCGGAGCCGGAUCAUCGGGAAGUAGUGACGGCACCGACACGAAUAACAUGAAGGACACGGCGAUCGUUAUCCUCGCGGUGUGCGUCGGUGUAGCCCUCUUUGGGAUCCUGUUCGGCAGCGUGGCCGUGUUGAACCUGGUGAAGCUCACACGGCAGCACGGCAACGGGCUCAGCGGUGCGUCCGGCAAAUCCAGCGAAGAAUCGUCUACGAAUCUAGCUACUGCAAAGCCCCUGGACUGUGUGGGCGAGACGGUAAACCCGGACGCAGUUCUUGUGUCUAUUUCGCGCGGGGAGCAGGCAAGCAAACCCAUCAAGUAAGCCGGUCCAAUGAUGUGAAAAGGAAACGCUUCUGUAUAAGUAUUUCGCUGUUUGACUGUAGACUGAUGCAUAGCACUGAAUUGCAAAACGGUUUCACGUGUUAACGUCGUUGCAAUUUUCACUACUCAACGUUGUUCAUUGAUCGACUUGUCUCUUCCUCGUAUCUGAACGCGAAAUACAAAUACGCCAGAAAAGCAGGUCGCGAGAGUAGCAUCAUCCGGCGAGGAUUCCGUAUACCACAGAUCAGUUUUGUCCAUAUCAAACGUUUGUAAUCAUGUACACGCUGAGCCGCACCCUGUGCGAAUUUUCCUUCCGUUUCCAAUGUCGUUGCAGUCUUCCCAGCGGCUUUUUUCGGAAACGCUAUACCUGGCAGACCUGUCAUACUUACUUGAACUUCUCGGAGCGACAUAUUCUACUGUUCAUAGCAUUUCAUUCGAGGAGGAGGACAGUGCCUGUUACAUAAACAUGAAAACAAAAACUUUGAUUCGUAUCGAAAAUUUUUCAAAAAGCAUUUCAUUGCGCGUAGCGCCAUAUGUCGCCUGAUUCCCUCACUAAUCACAAGGAUUAAGUCCAGACUUCUAUCUACUUUUUUUUUGCCGAAGUCUUGAGGCUGUUUUCUUUUCUUUUCGUCGUUUAUGUGACGGUGAGAACGGCACCCACGACCCCGCUAUGCUUUUCCGUGCGUGCUCCUAUCACGACAGUCGCACGAAACGACAGCCAAUUUCUCAUGCGCCAAAACUUUAUCUUGUUUAGUAUUUUUUUUUGCCGAUGAUGGUGCAACAAGCCAGUGCAACUCAUUCUUCAAAGAAACCAUAACAAAAAUGAAAAUGAAUUCAAAGGUUUUUCCUGUUUAAGGUAGACUGAAUAUCCAUAAUUUAUUUGAAUUUUUGAGUGUUCAAAACGACGACGAACUGAAGCUGUAGUAAAACGCAAAGAUGAUGUGAUGCGACUACUUACAUGCUAAGGUCCGGCAGUAGGAGGACGGGGUUUCUAGCAUGAAAACAUGUUCAACAUGCAGAAAUGCCUCAAAUUUAAUUAGAGACCUUUAUGAAUGUGAUUGCUGGUGGCGACACUGCUAAAAAGUGCGCACGAGAGAUGACGCCAAUGAUUUACUGGGCCUUUCAAAGUAGUCAGCACGACCGUCAAAAGACAUAAGAGAGCAAAGUCAGCUGCUGCAGGUCUGCUGCAGAGACGAAGCGUCAAAGCUGCACAAGUUUUAAAUUCAAGCUCAGGACUCCAGGGCCGGCGCAACAAGAUUCCGGAUGCGCUACGGUCCGUGUCGCAGACUGAUAUGGACGCAUUUGUGCCACUUCAAUCUAAAGCGCUGCCUUAGGUCUUUUGGGUGCAGAAGGUGCGCGUGUGUCUUUGUGUCGUGCAGCAGCACUAAGUACUUGAAAUAUUCAUACUUUGCCUUGAGUUUCGCGUCUGCCCGUGAAGACAGGAUGUGGUCGCGCUCGUUGCGGAUGCUUCCGAUCGCACUGCUGCUGCAGGGCACUUCGACGGCAGCCACUGGCAGCUGCACCGCUAGCGAGACCAUUCAGAGUGAAGUCGGCGGCUACGUGAACCAAGUCAUGGCCGAGAUGGUGCAGCGCGGGGCGAUGUCCGUCGAUGCUGCGAUAUCUAUGGCGGGGAAAGUGAAGAAUGAUACUCGUGACGGGUUGCUGACGACGCCGCAGACCGCGAUGCCGUCGCCGCUUCCGUACAAAGAUGUGGCGUUUACCGCGGCCGACGUUUUGCAGGAACUAAAUACCCACUACCAGCCGUCGGACUGGCGCUGUACAAAGCAGGCCAGUCUGUUCGCUUCUGGGGCGCGCCUGGUGGUUCCGCAGCUGGUCCUGGAGGAUUACCUCGGCUCCCAGCUACUUCCUUCUGCGGAUUUCAGCUAUUUGCGUGAGCCGGAAAUGUGGACGCGCACCGUGGUGGCCGAGUGCAUGAUCCGGGAGGUUUUUUCGGCCGACACGAUUGCCGAAGCGAAGCAAAACGCCCUGUACCUCAACUCCGAGCUGUUGACAAUGACGCGCGAGCAGUGGCUAGUGUGGGAAGCAGUGUCGGCCAGUACGCCCUUCGACGCGUCCGCUCUCACUGAAGAUCUGUUUGAACACAAAAUCCGCAUGUAUCAAGCCAAGUACGGACCGGCGUUCGAGCAAAUGACUUACAAGAGCGCCAUCAUCACUGUGGCCUUUCGGCAAGCACAUGCCCGCAGCAUCGGGCUCGAUACCAGUACGGACUCGGAGAUGCUGUACCAAAACGUGAAGUGGGCGAGUGACGUGAUGGCAACCUACGGUGGAAAUGCGCCCGCGCACCUGCGCAACAUCCAAGUCGGCAGAUUGGUGGAGACGCUUUCGCGUGCGUCGGCUUUCACCGCCUCCGCGGACCGGCGCAGUGUAUCCCUGUACAAUCAAGCAAACGGAAUUUCAUCCUUGAAGGGGUACGAAACUUACUACGCGGCCUUGAAUUCCUUCUUUAUCGUCAAGUUCGCCGACUUUCUCUUCAAAACCGUGUUUGCAGCCUCCUGUCCCCACUACCAAGACUGGAUCUCCACUAAAUAUCACUAUGCAUUGCAAAUAUCGGCUCUGGUCUGGAAACAUGCAAGUUUGCGAUGAUCGUUCUGUGUGGCUGGACAGGAAAAAUAAAAAAAGGCAUGUUUUAUGACAGGAGGUAAAUUGGUUAGACCCAUUUGUUUCUUGCCGCGCUGCAGCAGAGAGGGGAUCAUUUGUCAUGCCGUGACUACAGAUUCACUUUUUUUUUUAUGCUUUAUUGCCUUUGAUUUUGAUAGCCGAAAAAGACGAACAACGACGACAAGGCAUUGAAUCUCCGAUGUCAUGCGGAGUAAAAAUAAUGAAUUGCAGCGGUCUUGGAGGACGUGUGAUGCUGUGCCAUCAUGCAAUUGAGACUUCUUUGGGCAUGCUGGAGUACUACAGGCAAGGCUAGCAUGAAUAGCGUCUGCAUCGUUCCAGACCCGGAGAUGUUAUCCUUGCAAUGCAUACCUUCAUUACAAACUUGAUUGCGCCGCUGAUCAAGAAAGGGUCUGGAGUGGAAAACUACAUGUGGUUCCGUGCCAUGGCGUUGGAGGCGCGCGAUUUGUGGGGAGACUACACAGCCUGCGGAGAUAAACCGUCGAAGCCCCUCAUCCCGAAAAUCGAGCAGCUCAUCAACCAGGGGCAGGUCGUUUCUGCCACAACUUCCGGAGCCGGAUCAUCGGGAAGUAGUGACGGCACCGACACGAAUAACAUGAAGGACACGGCGAUCGUUAUCCUCGCGGUGUGCGUCGGGGUAGCCCUCUGCGGGAUCCUGUUCGGCAGCGUGGCCGUGCUGAACCUGGUGAAGCUGACACGGCAGCACGGCACCGGGCUCAGCGGUGCGUCCGGCAAAUCCAGCGAAGAAUCGUCUACGAAUUUAGCUACUGCAAAGCCCCUGGACUGCGCGAGCCCCGACUGUGUUUUGGUGAAGUUGCCGGCCACUGGGGAGGCGAAACAAUAGUUGGACAAGAUGGAGGAACAACACAGGCGAACGGGGCUGGCGUUCUCGAGUCAGCUCGUCGCGACGCGUGGUACUAAUUUGUUCCUGGAACGCCUGAUAUGAUUGUGCAAUAGUAGCGCUUCUUGAUCCUCUAUUGCAGCUUUGUGAUUUUUUUCUGCGCACUUCGUGCCGGCAGCCUAUUCUCUUCUCUUAAUCAGGUACUACGUUUGCAAAGGCAAGUGGAUACCAGCCCGGCCUUCUUGACGAGGAGUGCGACAGUCACCACGUAGUCUCUGUCCGCUGCCGCUUUCGUUCUCAACAAGAAAGCUUUCGCAUUUAUAUUUUUGUUUAUUCCUUCGUUUGUCCGUAUGCCUACAUGUAGAUGUACAUGCGAUCUAUGAUAGGGGUAGCUCGUCUCAGCAUAACUUUGCGUUUUUUCAAAAUGGUUGAAAGUACAAACGUCGAUAAUAGGGUCCACGAAGCUUGGCCUUCUGUUGCAUGUUCGGACUUUUUAGAAGGCUUGGAAAUUUGUCAUGUAUAGUGUAGGCCGUCCUCCUACACUGUUAUCGUUUAUUCUUCAGGGUCAGAUCAGUAGCUCUAGCUCCUGCUACACCUUUUAUUUUUGCAUGACUCUUCGCUGUAAUUUCUCAUGGUCAGUUCGGUAGCAUCAGCUACUCCUUCUAGUUUUACCCUCGUUUUUCUCCUCCAGGGACGCUGGGAACCUCGCCACUGAUGAGUUCACCAGGGUUCUUUGAGCUAUUAUGGGUUUCGCUGUGCAUUGUUAUAUUUUUCUGUGACACAUCUGAGAAGGAGGAAACUUGACAUGAAUAGGGUUCGAGGUCGUUACUUUUUUUUUGCAUCCUUGUCCCCGACGAAACAUAAAAAUGAACGCCAAUCACACACCAAGACUCAUAUUAUUUAUAGAAAACUGCAUUGCAGCUUGCCUAACGACCGCGCAAUUAGUGUCGGCGGAUCAAAAUAGAUCGCCCCACUGCUUAGAUUUGGGCCUAUGCAAAAAAUUGUUCUGCAGAUUCUGACUCACUUGCCAGAACAAAGCGCCACAUAUUUUUUAUGCGCGCGAGAGAGGACGCCAUGGGCUUACUGGCCCUUUCAAAGUAGCUAGUACCCUUAAAAGGUAAAGAGGGCAAAGUCUGUCAGCUGCUGUAGCUUUGUAUCUGUUGCAGAGAGAAAACGUCAAAGCUGCAUAAGUUUGACUCAAGCCCAGGACUUCUCCAGGACCGGCGCAACAAGAUUCCGGAUGCGCUACGGUCCGUGUCGCAGACUGAUAUGGACGCAUUUGAUGUGCCACUUCAAUCUAAAGCUGCCUUAGGUCUUUUAGGUACAGAAGGUGCGCGUGUGUCUUUGUGUCGUGCAUCAGCACUAAGUACUUGCAAUACUAAUACUUUGCCUUGAGGUUCGCGUCUGCCCGUGAAGACAGGAUGUGGUCGCGCUCGUUGCGGAUGCUUCCGAUCGCACUGCUGCUGCAGGGCACUUCGACGGCAGCCACUGGCAGCUGCACCGCUAGCGAGACCAUUCAGAGUGAAGUCGGCGGCUACGUGAACCAAGUCAUGGCCGAGAUGGUGCAGCGCGGGGCGAUGUCCGUCGAUGCUGCGAUAUCUAUGGCGGGGAAAGUGAAGAAUGAUACUCGUGACGGGUUGCUGACGACGCCGCAGACCGCGAUGCCGUCGCCGCUUCCGUACAAAGAUGUGGCGUUUACCGCGGCCGACGUUUUGCAGGAACUAAAUACCCACUACCAGCCGUCGGACUGGCGCUGUACAAAGCAGGCCAGUCUGUUCGCUUCUGGGGCGCGCCUGGUGGUUCCGCAGCUGGUCCUGGAGGAUUACCUCGGCUCCCAGCUACUUCCUUCUGCGGAUUUCAGCUAUUUGCGUGAGCCGGAAAUGUGGACGCGCACCGUGGUGGCCGAGUGCAUGAUCCGGGAGGUUUUUUCGGCCGACACGAUUGCCGAAGCGAAGCAAAACGCCCUGUACCUCAACUCCGAGCUGUUGACAAUGACGCGCGAGCAGUGGCUAGUGUGGGAAGCAGUGUCGGCCAGUACGCCCUUCGACGCGUCCGCUCUCACUGAAGAUCUGUUUGAACACAAAAUCCGCAUGUAUCAAGCCAAGUACGGACCGGCGUUCGAGCAAAUGACUUACAAGAGCGCCAUCAUCACUGUGGCCUUUCGGCAAGCACAUGCCCGCAGCAUCGGGCUCGAUACCAGUACGGACUCGGAGAUGCUGUACCAAAACGUGAAGUGGGCGAGUGACGUGAUGGCAACCUACGGUGGAAAUGCGCCCGCGCACCUGCGCAACAUCCAAGUCGGCAGAUUGGUGGAGACGCUUUCGCGUGCGUCGGCUUUCACCGCCUCCGCGGACCGGCGCAGUGUAUCCCUGUACAAUCAAGCAAACGGAAUUUCAUCCUUGAAGGGGUACGAAACUUACUACGCGGCCUUGAAUUCCUUCUUUAUCGUCAAGUUCGCCGACUUUCUCUUCAAAACCGUGUUUGCAGCCUCCUGUCCCCACUACCAAGACUGGAUCUCCACUAAAUAUCACUAUGCAUUGCAAAUAUCGGCUCUGGUCUGGAAACAUGCAAGUUUGCGAUGAUCGUUCUGUGUGGCUGGACAGGAAAAAUAAAAAAAGGCAUGUUUUAUGACAGGAGGUAAAUUGGUUAGACCCAUUUGUUUCUUGCCGCGCUGCAGCAGAGAGGGGAUCAUUUGUCAUGCCGUGACUACAGAUUCACUUUUUUUUUUAUGCUUUAUUGCCUUUGAUUUUGAUAGCCGAAAAAGACGAACAACGACGACAAGGCAUUGAAUCUCCGAUGUCAUGCGGAGUAAAAAUAAUGAAUUGCAGCGGUCUUGGAGGACGUGUGAUGCUGUGCCAUCAUGCAAUUGAGACUUCUUUGGGCAUGCUGGAGUACUACAGGCAAGGCUAGCAUGAAUAGCGUCUGCAUCGUUCCAGACCCGGAGAUGUUAUCCUUGCAAUGCAUACCUUCAUUACAAACUUGAUUGCGCCGCUGAUCAAGAAAGGGUCUGGAGUGGAAAACUACAUGUGGUUCCGUGCCAUGGCGUUGGAGGCGCGCGAUUUGUGGGGAGACUACACAGCCUGCGGAGAUAAACCGUCGAAGCCCCUCAUCCCGAAAAUCGAGCAGCUCAUCAACCAGGGGCAGGUCGUUUCUGCCACAACUUCCGGAGCCGGAUCAUCGGGAAGUAGUGACGGCACCGACACGAAUAACAUGAAGGACACGGCGAUCGUUAUCCUCGCGGUGUGCGUCGGUGUAGCCCUCUUUGGGAUCCUGUUCGGCAGCGUGGCCGUGUUGAACCUGGUGAAGCUCACACGGCAGCACGGCAACGGGCUCAGCGGUGCGUCCGGCAAAUCCAGCGAAGAAUCGUCUACGAAUCUAGCUACUGCAAAGCCCCUGGACUGUGUGGGCGAGACGGUAAACCCGGACGCAGUUCUUGUGUCUAUUUCGCGCGGGGAGCAGGCAAGCAAACCCAUCAAGUAAGCCGGUCCAAUGAUGUGAAAAGGAAACGUUUCUGUAUAAGUAUUUCGCUGUUUGACUGUAGACUGAUGCAUAGCACUGAAUUGCAAACGGUUUCACGUGUUAACGUCGUUGCAAUUUUCACUACUCAACGUUGUUCAUUGAUCGACUUGUCUCUUCCUCGUAUCUGAACGCGAAAUACAAAUACGCCAGAAAAGCAGGUCGCGAGAGUAGCAUCAUCCGGCGAGGAUUCCGUAUACCACAGAUCAGUUUUGUCCAUAUCAAACGUUUGUAAUCAUGUACACGCUGAGCCGCACCCUGUGCGAAUUUUCCUUCCGUUUCCAAUGUCGUUGCAGUCUUCCCAGCGGCUUUUUUCGGAAACGCUAUACCUGGCAGACCUGUCAUACUUACUUGAACUUCUCGGAGCGACAUAUUCUACUGUUCAUAGCAUUUCAUUCGAGGAGGAGGACAGUGCCUGUUACAUAAACAUGAAAACAAAAACUUUGAUUCGUAUCGAAAAUUUUUCAAAAAGCAUUUCAUUGCGCGUAGCGCCAUAUGUCGCCUGAUUCCCUCACUAAUCACAAGGAUUCAGUCCAGACUUCUAUCUACUUAUACUUUUUUUUUGCCGAAGUCUUGAGGCUGUUUUCUUUCAUUUUCGUCGUUUAUGUGACGGUGAGAACGGCACCCACGACUUCGCUAUGCUUUUCCGUGCGUGCUCCUAUCACGACAGUCGCACGAAACGAC